Leptopilina boulardi is the source of this 2975-nucleotide messenger RNA. Its product is annotated as esterase E4-like. NCBI's taxonomy places the organism in Eukaryota, Metazoa, Arthropoda, Insecta, Hymenoptera, Figitidae. The transcript has 9 exons. Bases 233 to 1828 code for a protein of 531 amino acids. The record is from RefSeq and is a predicted model, not a curated record.
UAAUUUAGUACCUAAUUUACUCACUUUCAGUUGCCCAUAGUGUUCCAUUGUUCAAGUGCGAAAGAUACAAAUGCAAUUGUUUUUUGCAAUAACCUUCUGGAAUUGAAUUGGAGGUAGCAACAACAAUUGGCAAAAGUGAUCCACCAAUUUAUCACAAUUUCUUAUCAGAAAUUAUGUGUCACUCGUAUAAUUGACUUCAAUCAGAAAGUGUCAACAGAUUUUUAAAAAAGAAAUGAACGAUUUUCUGGUAGCAGUAAAACAAGGAAUAGUAAAAGGUGUCGAGAAGGAAAAUGUCGAAGGUGGAAAAUAUAUUGUUUUUCAAGGAAUUCCUUAUGCUGCACCCCCCGUGGGAAAUUUGAGAUUUCAGGAUCCUCAACCAGCUUUAUUUUGGAAUGGAAUUCGAAAUUCUUUGGAGAAAGAAAAACAAGCUGCACAAAUUCACGCGAGAACUGGAGAAAUACUUGGUGAUGAUGAUUGUUUAUAUAUUAAUGUUGCAACAAAUUCUCUGGCUGGAAAAAAAGCCGUAAUGGUUUGGAUUCAUGGUGGUGCAUUUUCUUAUUCGUCGUCUGAUUUAAAUUAUUUCGGUCCAGAUUAUCUUCUCAAACAUGAUAUUGUUUUUGUUUCCUUUAAUUUUCGGCUUGGAGUUUUUGGCUUCUUGAAUUUAAAUAUAAAAGACUGUAGUGGCAAUCAAGGUUUAAAAGAUCAAGUCUAUGCUCUUAAAUGGGUUCAGGAAAAUAUAAUAAAAUUUGGAGGUAAUCCAGAUAAUGUAACAAUUUUCGGUGGGAGUUCAGGGAGUGUGUGUGUUCAUUAUCUUUGUAUUUCGCCACUCGCUAAAGGACUUUUCCAUAAAGCCAUUUGUCAAAGUGGUGUUGCAGUUAAUGUUAAUAAUUUACAAACUUCUAAUAAAGAGUUCGCUUUCAAAAUGUUAGAAGUCUUAGGAACAAAAAUUGACAAUCCCAAAGAAGCUGUACAAUUAUUUCGCAAUUAUUCAACACGAGAAAUUCUUCAAGCAGAAUUAAAAUUAGUGAAGGAUGUUGGUGUAUUUUUCACGAAUGCUCCAUUUUUACCAACUCUGGAUAUUGCCUGCGAAAAUCCAUUUUUACCACAAUCACUUCAAAUAUUAGUUGAAAAUGGAAUUAAUGUUCCAUUAAUGAUAGGAUACAAUAAUUUAGACGGCAUUGCUGUUAAUAUUGACAGAUCAGAAGAUGACAUUAGGAUUUUUAGUGAGAAAUUUGAGAAAAAUCUCAAAUCUCAUUUAAAUUUAAAUAAUUUGAUUGAUGUACCAAAAUUUAUUAUGAAUGUGAAAAAAUUUUAUUUUGGCAAAAAUCCGAUCACUAUCAAUGAGAUGAAAAACAUAAUGAAAUAUCGAGGAGAUGUUUGUAUCAUUAAUGGUAUUCAGUAUAUCGUUGAAAAGCAAAGACAUAAAAAAACUCCUACAUUUAUGUACAGAUUUGCAUAUAAAAUUGCUGACGUUAUCUUGGGCAGAAAUCCAAUUUAUAAAAAUUAUCAAGGCGCUGGUCACGCUGAAGAUAAUUUUCUUCUAUUUUAUCGUCCUCGAUUAGGUAAAGAAAGACAAAUUAAAAAAGGAACAAAAGAUUAUUUAAUGAUGCAAAUAAUGACAAAACUAUGGACGAAUUUUGCUAAAACUGGCGAUCCAACAUCGGUAAUGGAUGGUUUAAUAAAUAUUAAAUGGACACCUAUUUCUGAAAGUCAUAAAUUUUAUUUGAAUAUUGAUCAAAAAAUUACUUUAGAAGAAAAUCCAGGUGGAAAAUCAUGGGAAAUUUGGAAGCCUGUUUGGCUUAUUAAAAAUUUACAUAAUAUAAUUUAAAAUUAAGAAAUAUUACAGUAAGAGUAGAUUUUAUGAGUAUUUUUUAUUUACUAUAUAUAUAAUAAUUAUAAAGUCAUAAAAACAGUCAGAAGGAAAUAAAAAGAAAAAAAAGAAUUGGAUAUAAUGUUUCUAAAGGUAACAAAAUUAUAUAAUACUCGAUUAAAAGAGAUGCUUCUGACAUAUUCAGAAAAUGUAAAAUUAAUCGUAGUAAAAAGGUACUAUAAUACAUUUGGUAUAAUGUACUAUUGUAAUAGUUAUAUAACAAUAAUAAUAAUAAUAUUUGACAAAAAACUUAAAAUUAAUAUUAAUGUCAAUUGAAUAUUUUUUGAAACAAUUUAUCUUAAAUUUAGCCUAUGUACUCUUUAUAUUUAUAAUAAUAAUAUAUAUUUUUAUAAGAUAUUUUUAUAUAUAAAUUACAAUGUAAAAACAAGAGACGGACAUAUUAUUUAAAGAUCUAAUAUGAAGCCGCAUUAAUGGUGAUUUUUUGUUUCACAAACUACAAUGUGUAUGUGUGUGUUUAUUUCUUUUCUGAAAACUUGUGAUUUAGCAAAAAUAGAAUAUAAUUUUAAAAAGAAAGUCACACAAUCCGUUAAAAUCGGGUUCAGACAAAUAACGAUAUUAUUUAAAUAGGGGGGAAAAAAGAUAUAAUAUCACAAUUUACACAAAUACUUUUUGAAGCUAUAAUAAAAAGUGUAAAAAGAAAUAUGAUUUUUUUUUGUUGUUGUUGUUUUUAUCAAGCGCUAUUUUGAGCAAUAAAAAAUUAAUUUUACACGUAUUUAAAUUUGAGUUUUCAUUUUCAUUGUGGUUAUAAAUCUUGCUAAGUUCUCAUCUAAACUAUUAUUGGUUUUUUUUUCUUUUGUAACAAAUUUGGCUCGUUUUUUUUAUUCUUUCCACUCCUCAUUAAACGAUCAUUUACGGGUAUAGAGUGAUGUUUUCUUCUAUAAGUGUGUUGAUUAUAUAUACCAAGUAUAAUUUCAAGUAAAAAUGCUGGUUUUUUUUGCUCUAAAGCGUUUAAACAUUUUUCUCUUCAGAAUUUCUUCUUUUAAUAAAAAAAGAGAAAAUGCUCUUGAGGACUGCCGGACAAUAAUCUCCAGCCUCGUUUAAUAUUUAAAUAUUGAAUAAUUGCGCGAACGCAGAUUAAAACACC